This is a messenger RNA of Onthophagus taurus, 2791 nucleotides long. RefSeq names its product ubiquitin carboxyl-terminal hydrolase 8. Lineage: Eukaryota; Metazoa; Arthropoda; Insecta; Coleoptera; Scarabaeidae. Gene Ontology annotation, molecular function: cysteine-type deubiquitinase activity. Gene Ontology annotation, biological process: protein deubiquitination. The record is from RefSeq and is a predicted model, not a curated record.
UAGUUGAUGUGAAAUGGUCGAAUUUGUUAGUAAUGUAAACAACUAAGUUAAUGUUUUUAAGUGUUGUGAUUAAAAUAAAAUAAAAACAACCUUUUCCGAUUAAAUGUAAUUCCAACAUAAUUAUUUUAUUAUUGAGAACGCAUAUAAAGGAGCAACUCCAAAAUGCCUGUUGAUUUACAUUACGCCAAGUGCAUGGAUGAAUUGAAUAAGCAGGCUACUACGCCUGCUUUUCAAAGCAUGUACAAGUCUAAACCAGCAGGUUUGUACAAACUGGCGAAGCAAAUGUAUCACCAGAUCAAUCAAAGCAGGGAAGAUAACGAAUUGGCCUACAUCUACUCAUUCCGUUUUUUGAAACUACUUGAAGUCAUUUAUCGUCGUGACACCGACAAGCAUUUCGUGCAGCUCCAAUUUGACUCCAUGCGAAAGGAAGUUGGCGAACUAUACACAGAACUUCAAAAAUCUCUUCAAAGACGUUAUGAUCAAUUGGCUCAGAAAAAAUUAAGUGAAGUACCUGAAGAACCAACCACAACAAUUAAAGUCGAUGAUAAAAGUGUUUCUAAUAUAUUUGGUGAUGAUAUUUUUAUUUCAUCUCAACAAUUGUAUCAAGAGUUGCCUAAUGUUGCUGAAAAUAUGUUAAUUAUUGAUAUUAGAUCUUCGACGCAUUUCAAUGAAUCAAAAUUAAAUGGAAAUUAUCAUUUAAUUAAUAUUGAUAAUAAUCUUAUUGAAAGAGGAUUGUCCGCUUUUAAAUUAGAAGAAAAGUUGGAUAAAGUAACGAAAGAUAAAUUUGCAAAACGUGAUGAAUACAUCUACAUUUUGUUAUUGGACAACGACACGGUGAAAGAAAGCUUCCAAACAUCCAAGUUAAAAAUUCUAAACGAUAUAUUAACACUUUGGGAUGUUAACAAAAAUUACAAUCAUGCUCCAUAUGUACUUAACGGCGGAUACGUCGAUUUUGUUGAUAUGUACCCGACACACAGUACAAAUCCGCAUGUUGUUUGUACUGAUCGUUAUGGCGAUUUGGAUGAUAUCUUGAAUUUGGAUGCGAUUAAUUAUCCUCCAAUGGAACGUUUUGGUCACACGUCAAUCGUAAGUGUGACUCCUAAGGAUAUAUUAGAAAACAUGUUCUUAGAGCUUCUUAAAUUAUGCCAAAUAAUUGAGACAACCGAAAAAGAAUUGUUACAAUUUGAAGAAAAUCUUUUAAUAAUGAUGCAAAGUUCGGAAUAUUCUUCAUCUGAAAAGGAACGACUGGAAUACAGUAGAGCAUCUUGUGAUUUGCAACGACGUGCUCAUUACGAAAGAAAAGAUGAAAUGAAGAAAGUAAUGAUAAAAGAAGUGAAAACGCAUAAGUUGAAUGAAUCUGAUUAUUUUAAUCGCCCGGAGCUGUUACAUCUUGAAAGAAGCAUUGUUGAUGUAUCUAGAAAGCGGCGUAAAGUAGCCGAAGAAUUAAAGAAGUACGAAUUGGAAGAAGGUGAGAAAGAAAAAGAGGAGGAAAAGAAACCACAACCGAUAGUAGGCGAUUCCUCGCAUAAUAAACCAGUGCCUUCUGAAGAAAUUGUAAAAAGACCACCACCGCCAGAAUUGGUAAAACUCAUUCCACCAAAAGUAAACCGCGCUACAAAACCUCUUAAACCUAUUUCUUCUGACAGAGGUUUAAACGGAUUAGUUAACAUAAAAAAUAGUUGUUACAUGAAUUCCAUUAUCCAAUGUUUGCGUCAUAUUCCAUAUUUAAGAUACUAUUGUAUAAGUGGUGAAUACAGAAACGAAAUAACCACUAAACACCCAAAACUAAUCUUGGAAUUUAGCGAUCUUAUUAAACAAAUGUGGAUGGGUCAUAGUAGCGCGGUUAGACCGACCACUUUCUACAAUGCCAUAACUCGUUUGUACCCAGAUUUUCGCAGAGGCAAUCACGAAGAUGCUAACGAGUUUUUCAUGAUUGUGUUUAGUUAUUUGAGCGAUGAUGUAGCCCGUGAUAUUCCGGAGAUGGCGCGAUAUUUGCCUGCAGAUCGUACGUCGUUUUAUCGACUUACACAGCAAAAGGAAUCAUUCUUUAUUAAUAAUUUUUACCAUCAAAUUCGUAUGGACACCGAGUGUCAGAAAUGUUUAAAACGCGAAAUGCGAUUUGAGACUGAAAAUGUGCUCAUUCUUGAUAUGCCUUUGAGAGGUAAUACUUCUUUGGAAAAAUUGGUGCAUGUUUUUAUGACAACUUGUGAUGUUAAUACAUUGUUUUGUAAUGAUUGUGAGAAACCGUCUGCGUUUGAUCGAAAAGUAACUUAUCUACCUAGGAUUUUAACGAUUUUAUUGAAACGUUACACUGCAAAUCGAGAUGGGGUGUACGUGAAGAAAACUACAAGUUGUUCCUAUCCCUUGGAUGGAUUAAUAUUUGGAAAAGCUAGAUAUAAACUUUGGGGUUUAUGUUUGCAUCAAGGCUCUUUAUCGUCUGGUCAUUACACCGCUGCUUGCCAAAAUAUUCUUGAUAACAGGUGGUAUGAGCUUAAUGACGAAAUGGUUCGUCCUAUCGAUUUGACUCCGACUACUUACGAAAAGGAGGUGUAUUUACUAUUCUAUCAGCUUGUUGAUGAGAAAAUGGUUGGGUUCUUGUGAAAAACUUGUGAUAUCGCAGAUUGACUAUUUUUAUACAUUUGUUACUACGUUACCUAGUCACAAUAAGCAAUGUUUAUUCCGCUGUUGUAAAUCGAUAUUUGUUUACUCCCACGCAUUUAAAGUAUUAUUCCCCAUAAAUUAUUAUUAGUUUAAUAUAAAUUUACUAAAUAAAACGAAAAAUGCAAAUUAA